Molecule: messenger RNA, 2217 nt
Organism: Rotaria sp. Silwood2
Lineage: Eukaryota; Metazoa; Rotifera; Eurotatoria; Philodinida; Philodinidae
Source: the annotation of a GenBank genome assembly
AUGGCUGCUUUGCACUCUCCACGGACAAAAGAUACUAAUAAAAAUCGAGGUACUCGGCGAUCCCUUGUUCCUGAUGCAAUUUUAUUGUCAACAGGAGAAUCUACUGGAAAUGACAUAAGUCGAAUUAAUGUUACAGAUGAAAUUCACGAAAGUGUUAUUUUCAUUUGGUUCGAUCCAUAUACACAUUUGAACACAAAUCUUAUUGGACCACUUCGAGUAAUCAAUGAUAGCGUUCAAACUUUUACUGACCCAUUGACUUGUUUUGAUACUAUUAGAUCUUCACAACAAAAAAUCUUUUUCAUUUGUUCAUCAUGUAAUAAUGAAUUGAUUACUACUGUACAUAAGUUUUGUGCUGUUGAAGCAAUUUUUAUACUUGAUCCGAAUGGUGAAAAUAUUAGAGGUGAUUUUCCAAAACUUUUUGGCAUAUUUAAUCAACAAGAAGAAUUGCUUCGAAUAAUUAAAGAAGUAUUUAAAAUGUUUGAAGAAAUUCAACUUGAAGAAUUUGCAUUUGAACAAGAUGAAGUAUUUCUUUGGUCACAAUUAUGGAAAGAAGAUUUAAUAACUCGAAAAGUAUCAACAAAUAAACAAAGUUUUAUUGGACUAGCUCGACGCUAUUAUCGAGACAAUAGUCGAAUAAUUGAAAUUAUCGAAGAAUUCGAAAAAUCCUAUCGAUCUACUGAUGUGAUCAAUUGGUGUUUUCGUUCUCCAUUUCCCGCACGUCUUCUUCUUCAUGCACUUCGUUUUCACAAUAAAGCACAACUUAAUAUCUGUCGAUCUCUAUUCGCUGAUGCAUCACGCUUCUUUCAACAACAUCCUAAACGUAAAUCCAGUGAUCAAGUCUAUCGUGGUAUGAAAUUAUCCAGCGAACUUCUUGACAAAUUCGAAGCUCAUGUUGGUCAACUUAUUUGUACAAGUGGAUUUUUUCCUUGUAUUAAAUCAAGAACAAAUGCAUUGACACUUGCUUCAUUACCGGCAUAUCGUCCUGAUCUUCUAUCUGUUUUAUUUAAAAUUGAUUGUGAUGCAUCAUCUUUAUUUACUGAAAUAUCAAAUAAACAAACAACGCCAUUGAUUGUAUUUGAUGUUUGUAUGGCAUUUCGUAUUGUCUAUGUUAAUCGUGGUCAAAUGUCAAUUGUAAAAUUGAAAACAGAAGGUGAAGCUGGUAAGAAAAUUGCUUUAGAAUAUUUAGAGAAGCAUCCGAAGGAAACAAUAAUAUCUUUAAUUGAUGAACUUUUGAAACCUCCUAAACCACCAACACCGCCUCCUCCAAAACAACCUACUCCUCCACCUCGAACACCAACACCACCUCCAAAACCCAAAUCAGCGUUAGUUCAAAUCAAAGAUUCAAUGUACAAAAAAAAAAGAUUUCUAUUGAGUAACCUGAAUAAUUGUUCAAUUCUAUUUCUUUCUCUUGUUAGAGAUUCAAUGAUAACUGCUGAAGAAAUAAAAGCACAGAAAUAUGCUGAACAAGGAGACAUUGAUAUGGCUUUAAUAGUUUAUCAACGCAUUCAACCUGUUACAGUUCGUGUACUCAAUGCAAUGGGUCAAUUGUCUGCCAAUAGAAAGGGUGAUUAUGAUUAUGCUUUGCAAUGUCAUCAACAGGCACUUAAACUUCAAGAAGUGUCUGGUAAAGAUAUUUCUGACACUCUCACCUAUCUUGGAAAUGUUUAUCAAAGUCGUAGUGAAUUCAAUUUGGCUUUAGAUCAUCAUACACGUGCACUUGAAUUGCGUCAAGCUAAUCCAACAACUAAAUCAAUUGCAAUCGCUUCUAAUCUUAUUGAAAUAGCUAAUGCUCGUUGGGCUCUUCAUGAAUAUUCUGAAGCAAUUGCUAAUGCUGAACGAGCAUUAGCUUUGCAAGAAGCUCUUGUACCUGUCAAUGAAACAACUAUAGCUGCUACUCUAGUUUUGCUAGGUAACAUUUAUCAAGAUUUUGGCGACAGUACUCAUGCUCUUGAUCUGCGUACAAAAGCACUUUCCCUUUUCGAACGUACCGUAUCCAAUGAUUCACCUGUAUUAGCUGAAUUGCUUUACAAGUUAGGCACAAUGCAGUUAAAUGCAGGAGCGUUAGUUGAUGCACAACGAAGUUUAGAACGAUCGUACAAAAUUUAUCGAAAACUUCUACCUAGAGGACAUCAAGAUCGUAUGUCGACAGAAAAUGAACUUCGACGUGUUAUUCAAUUACGUCAAAAGAACAAACAAAAGUCACAAACAAAUUCAUGA